UCCAUGCUGGCUUGUGCGUUCGGGCAAAGAAGCAGCCUGGCGGGCGCCCGGGGGUCAGAUCUUGGCCACCAGCCUCCCUUGCCUCUCCUCCCCUCCAGGCACAUGCGCAAGCACACGCCUGCUUUCUCUCCCCCUUCCCCCUUCUUGCUUCCUUCCCGCCUCCACGCCCUCUCCCUCGCCCACUUGGCAAUCUACUCCCGGCCACACACGCGCAAUACCAUGGCCUCCAUUGGCGCCUUCCAUGAUGACCACUUCGGUGCCCAGUCGAAGGAGGCUUCCACGGUCACAUUGGCCUAUACCUGCUUCGAAUAUCGCCUGAUUGAUGACCUCGAUGUCAGUCAGUUGGAUGCGGCUGAGGCUCUCGCGCCGCCGGGUGAGUCCCAGCCUCGCACCUUCUCCCGGACAGCCGACGAGGCUGAGGCCGGUGACGAUGUUGCCGGGGCCGGGGGCCCGGCCCUCGCCCCUGUGCCGGCCAAAGUCCAGGUACCUCGCCAUGAGGAAGCAACUGACCAGCCGGAGUCCAAGCGCCGGCGCAUUUGCCCAACCCCGGUGGACACGCUGCCCGAGCGCCCGGCCGCCAUGGUCGUGCAGGAUGCCGAAAGCACCGACGAGGAGGCCCCGGACGAGGAGUCCGGCAGUGAUGUCGGCGAGUCCGGCAGCGAUGGGUCCACCGGCGAUGACAGCCACAGCGAUGGGGAUGACAGCGAGGAGGACGAAACCCCGGAGGGUGGCUGGUUCCUGCACCAAGUCUUCGGCGCGGAUGAAACCAUCAUCGGGCAUGUGAAUCCCCGGGUGAAGGUGUAUCAGGCGGCGGACACACUGCUCCCUCUGCUGGUGGCCGAAAGUGAUGCCGUCCUGGCCGGGCCAUUGACCACCAACCUGGAGGGGUGCCUGCGUCCCUGGCUGCCGGCUGAUUACGAGACAAGCCCGGAGAAGUGGGUCGAGCGCGCGCGGCAGGAGCGCGCGACCUUUCAGCCUCCGGGCGAGCGUGUGGCCGAGUUUCUGGCCCUUCCAGGGAACUUUGCCACCGGCUCGUCGGAUGCCGAUGACACUGCCGUCAAGUACUCGGUCUUCCGCUGCCACAUCACGGAUCCCGGCGCGCGUGCUUUCCACCACCGUGCCCAUCUGUUGACUGCGCUGAAUAUCGAAACGGCCUCGGCCGAGCCCGGCGGCCUGGACGACAGCGACAAGUGGGUGAUGUACUAUGUGUUCGAGCAUGCGGGCGAUCACCUUCGCUUCGCGGGCCUGGCAACAACGCAUCCCUUCUACCAGCGUGCGGAUCGCCUUGUCUGGCGUCUGGCUUUGCUGACGGUGUCCCCGGCACAUGGGCGCCGGGGCAUCGGCCAGAGGAUCUAUGAGGCGGUCUUCGCGGAUAUCUACACUCGCUUUGGCGACGUGCUGGCUGCCUUCACAAUCGAGGAUCCGAAUCCGUCGAUGCAGCAGCUCCGCGAUCGGGCGGAUCUGGCCCUGCUGCUGGACUGCCAGCCGGCUGUGUGGCUGACCAGUGGGCAGGAUGAGCGGCGACAGCUCCGCCGCGGGGACCUCCGGCCGCUGGCCUGUGCGCCGGCCACUUUGCCGAUUGUUCCGCUGUCGAGCCAGCCGGCUGCCGUGGCCAGCGGGAACUUCCUUCGCCCGGGGCUCCGGCGGUCGGCCGACGUGUCGGCCGAUGAGCGUCUGCUGGCCGAGCUGACCGAGGGUCAGGUUGGUGUCCCGACGGCCCAGUCUAUCGGGGCCAUUUGUCGCCUGCUGCGGGUGUCGCGGGUGCAGGCCGGGCGCCUGGCUCUCGGGCUUUGCUUGUGGGCGCACUUCGGUGGCCGUGGCCGCUGGGGCGCCAUCGACCGGCACCAGCUCCUGACUCAGCUGCGCCUGUGGAGCAAGGGCCGCACAUAUGUCGAGCUCAAUCUGGCUCCCCUGCUGACGGCCCGCCAUCUGGAGGUCCCGGGAGUCAAGUCGGCCGAGGAGAUCGCCGCCGCUCAAAAGAAGGCCCGACAUGGCACGGUGGCCGCCGCCACCCGGGCCCAGGUCUUGGAUGCACUGGCUGACAACUGGCAGGAGACCGAGUCCCGCUGGCGGCAGAUUGUCCGGUCGGUCGAGCACCGCCUGGCCGGCGGCGAGAACCAGCCAUGAUACAGUCGGCUUCUUGCCUCCUGUCUCCCAGCUAUGAGGCCCAUCCUACGACGGGGCAUAAAAAGAUGUUGCAAAAGAAAAAUGGACACAUGUAGUUCGUUUGGAGGUUGUAUUCUUUCCCUCCCUUGUGCAGACACACGUACGAGAGGGGGGAGAAACAUACUAUGCACGAGGCAGGGAGGGGGGGGGGAGGGAGGGAGGACCAGGAGGAACUAUAGGGGAGGCUAUGCACACACACACACACACCCUUAGAGCUUGUCGUAGCGGUGGGUGUCAGAGCCGAUGGAGGACCCCUCGCCCGGGGAACCGGCGGAGCCCUCCUCACCGAGGACCGAGCCCAUGGUCAUGCCGCGCUUGCGAGCAUAGGACAGACCAAAGAAGCCGGCCACCACGAGGACCAGAGAGAAGAUCAUGCCGCCGAUGAAGAGGCCGGCGGUGCUGGGGACCUUGUGGCACUUGCCACCCUCCGGGGGGCAGUAGUAGCCGCGGUUGCAGGGCUGGUCGCAGGAGCACGACAGGAUGUUGCUGCAGUUGCCCUUCUCCGAGAGGGGGAUGCACCCGGUCUUGGAGCAGUAGAUGCAAUCCGGGGAGGAGCUGCAAGACGAGCAGCUGGUGAUGGCAGAGCAGUCGACGCACUUGUCAUUCGAGCCGAAGAUCCAGCUGCGAGUGCCAUUGCACGUGUAAUCCAGCGGCCCGAGCGAGGAGCCGAAGUUGCACCGACGAGUGGUCGAGCACCAGCCGCAGUUGGGGAGCUUGGCGCAGGAGGCGCAAUCGGUCUGGGCCUCGCAGAGGGGCUCCUCCUCGGAAGAGGACUCCGGGCAGGCAUACGGCGACCGGGCCGACAGGGUGUAGCUGCAGGGCCGGCUGCGGUUCAGGUGGUUGGAGGCAGUCAGGUGCGUGAGGGGGACAUCCAGCUGGGGGUCACACUCGAUGGUGAUCAAAACCUGGUAGGUGGUCAUGAUGUUGAGGUCCGGGUCGAAGCAGCUGUCACCGCCGCGGUAGGAGACCAGCACGCCGCGGGUCUUGUCGGCGCUCGGGUAGCCGUGGAUUUCCAUGGACGACAGGCGGCCGAUGGGGGUGGAAGAGGCGGUGGAGGUGCGGUACUCGCAGAAGGAGGCGGUGUUGGCCUCGAUGGAGGCCGGGGCGUCGGUGUUCUCGGUGGCGGCAUCGGGCUUGGAAGCGCAGGGGAGGACCACCGGCUCGCAAAUGCGGAAGUAGGCAAUGUAGUCAUCAUUCGACAGGUCGACAGCGAUGAAGUCGGACGUCUCGUUGGUCGGGCGGAUCUUGCCCAGGUGGGGGAAGUGAAUGAAGCGGUUGGACCGGGGGUCGAAGGUCUGGAACCGGCAGUUCACCUCAUCCGGCGGGGGGGGGAGAGAACCGGAGUCCGAGCUGCUGGAGCCCUCCUCCGGGGGAGGGAGGUCCGACCCGGGGGUCGAGUCAUCCGGCAUCGAGGUGGAGGCCGAGGCGGAGGCCGAGGUGGAGGCCGAGGCGGAGGCCGAGGCGGAGGCCGAGGUGGAGGCCGAGGCAGAAGCCGAAGCCGAGGAGGCGUCAAUGGUCAUGGCCGCGGUCGUCGUGGCCGCCAUCAUGACCAGCGCCAGCAGGCCCAGCAGCAUGCGGAGCUUGGGGAGGCCCAUGGUGGUGCAGGGAGGGGGGGGGGGAGGCAGCAGCAAA
Fonticula alba is the source of this 3798-nucleotide messenger RNA. RefSeq lists its product as hypothetical. Lineage: Eukaryota; Rotosphaerida; Fonticulaceae. The coding region runs from base 4 to 2127 and encodes 707 amino acids. The record is from RefSeq and is a predicted model, not a curated record. The transcript is spliced from 8 exons. Gene Ontology annotation, molecular function: histone H4 acetyltransferase activity. Gene Ontology annotation, biological process: subtelomeric heterochromatin formation. Gene Ontology annotation, cellular component: nucleus.